This is a messenger RNA of Capsicum annuum, 1177 nucleotides long. RefSeq names its product protein SOB FIVE-LIKE 5. Bases 274 to 840 code for a protein of 188 amino acids. Lineage: Eukaryota; Viridiplantae; Streptophyta; Magnoliopsida; Solanales; Solanaceae. The transcript has 4 exons. The record is from RefSeq and is a predicted model, not a curated record. Gene Ontology annotation, biological process: cytokinin biosynthetic process.
UACCCUCACCCCAUGACUAAAGCCAACUGGCAUGUUUUGAUCCUUCACAAAUUUGAGAAAAAAAAUAAAGCCGAAGGAUAAAGCAAAGGACAAAGCUAGUCUACUAUUGAGUGUGCUAAGUUUGGUUUUUAUACCUUACACUCUUCUUCUUUUUCUCUUUCCCCACUUAUAAAUACACAACCAUAAUCAAUCUUUACUUUAUUAUAAAUCAACCCUUUAUUUUUCUUCCUCAAAAAAAAAAAAAAAAAAAAGUACAUUUUUUUAUUUUCAAGAAUGAAUAUAUCAGGUUCUGAAUGUAGCAGUGGGUGUGAAUCUGGAUGGACAAUGUACUUAGAUCAACUUUCAAAUUCUGCAGAUCAAUACAACACAAGAGAUUUUAGUAAUAAUAAUAAUAAUCAAUAUGGGAUAUAUAAAACACAGUAUGUUGUUGAUGAAGAUCAAGAAGAUGAAGAUAUGUCUAUGGUUUCUGAUGCAUCAUCUGGUCCACCACAUUUUCAUGAAGAACAAUAUUGUUUUGAUGAAAAUGGAUAUAUUUUUUAUCCUUCUGCAGCUUCUGAAAGCACAAAAAAGGCAAAUGAAAAGAGGAAGAUAAAAGAACAAAAGGUGAAAAAACAGAAUGUUUAUCUUGAUGACACUGCCAGUUCUCCAUUCUCUAACCUCCCUAAGGAUGAUAGAUUUUAUAAUGAUAGAACUUCCAUGGAGAUGGUAACUGGCUUCUCUGGAACACAUUCAAAGGGUAAAUCUGCUUUAGGGAAGCACUUUGGAUUUUUGAAAACAUCUGUGAGUGGAAGAAGUUCAUCAGAAAAAUCUAGUGGUUUGAAGGGAAGGAAGAGGCAAUAAAAAUUGGCAAAGAGUACAUUUUUCUGUGUCAGCUGCAGUUGAAGAGAGUAAAGAAGAUUGAUGUUUGAGGGUGAAUAGGGUGGGCAUGAAAAGGGAAAAAAGAAAAAAAAAAUAGAUUUGUGAGGAUCUUGUUUUUAUCCUCUUUUAUUUUAUUUUUUUUUAAUCUUCUUCCUAGUUAUUAUUCCUGUCUAUGUAGUGGGAAACAACAGAAAAACAUAAAUGUGAAAAAAAAAAAAAAACUUUCUUUAUUUUAUUAUCUUUCCCACACCAAACAGAAGUCAGGAGAAAAAAAUAUUCACAACAAUAAUAUAUUUAGUCCAUAAUCUUCACUUCUUUA